UCAGAGCGCACGCGUCUUGACUACAGAGCCCCUGUGGAUGAUGGAGCUUCAGCCAGCAGUGAAGGAAGGAGGAGACGAAGGAGUGACUCCCAAAGGACAGAAGGCAGGGAUGAAGAGGAGACAUGAGGAGGAGGAGGAGGAGGAGGAGACCUCACCCACCAAGAAGAUGGUGACCGAUCACAGUAUGAAGGUGGCAAGUCACUAUAACAGUCUACAGGAAGUGGGUCUGGCAGUGCGAAGUCGAAGCAGAAUCUUUUUCAUGAGGAACUUCAACAAUUGGCUGAAGAGCGUCCUGAUAGGUGAGAUCCUGGAGCAGGUGCGGGCGGCAAGUUCUCAGCAGGUAUCUGUGUUGGACCUCGGCUGUGGGAAAGGAGGAGAUCUCCUGAAGUGGAGGAGAGGAGGAAUCGAUCACUUGGUCUGUGCAGAUAUCGCUGGAGUGUCGGUGGAGCAGUGUCGUAGCCGGUACGAAGACAUGAAGAAGAAGAGUCACGUGCAUGAGAAGAUCUUCAGCGCUCAGUUUAUCAACGCCGACUGUUCCAAG
Messenger RNA from Epinephelus fuscoguttatus (brown-marbled grouper), 541 nucleotides. It is a transcript of the gene rnmt, whose product is annotated as RNA (guanine-7-) methyltransferase. The record is from RefSeq and is a predicted model, not a curated record. Gene Ontology annotation, molecular function: mRNA 5'-cap (guanine-N7-)-methyltransferase activity. Gene Ontology annotation, cellular component: nucleus. NCBI's taxonomy places the organism in Eukaryota, Metazoa, Chordata, Actinopteri, Perciformes, Serranidae. Gene Ontology annotation, biological process: 7-methylguanosine mRNA capping.